AUGGAAUGCAAUGUUGACCCAUUAGACCUGCAUAAUCCUCAUAGUAACACCAACAUUCCUGCUCCCCCAAAACCAGAUAUGGAAUUUGCCACUCGAGAAUUUGACUUCCUCGAUAACUUCCACGUCUUGGGAUGGGGGAUCUCCAUAUCAGAGAUCAUCGGAAGAAACAGUGGUUUCAACCAGUUCGAUCUUGCUGCGAAUGAUCCUGCGAAGCCUAGCGGUCACCGUCUUGCCCCUUUGAAAAAUAGCUUGACAACUAAGCCACCAGGACGGCAUCAAAUCGCUCAGCCAUCACACUUUCCAACUAGGCGAAGAGUGCGUGGUGUUGAGGACUUAGAAGACGUAGGGGAUAACGUAGACGUGAACUUUAUACAGAAAGGCAAACGCGGGCACAGGCAAUCCAAGUUAAUCCAAUCCAAUUUGCCAUCAUCUUUGCUUGAUGAUGACUUCGGAGUUAGGAACACCCAAAAGCUAGCAUAG
This is a messenger RNA of Daldinia vernicosa, 480 nucleotides long. RefSeq lists its product as uncharacterized. The record is from RefSeq and is a predicted model, not a curated record. NCBI's taxonomy places the organism in Eukaryota, Fungi, Ascomycota, Sordariomycetes, Xylariales, Hypoxylaceae. The transcript is spliced from 2 exons. The coding region runs from base 1 to 480 and encodes 159 amino acids.